Messenger RNA from Helianthus annuus (common sunflower), 2121 nucleotides. RefSeq names its product ATP-dependent DNA helicase RRM3-like. The transcript has 3 exons. Bases 1 to 2121 code for a protein of 706 amino acids. Gene Ontology annotation, molecular function: DNA helicase activity. The record is from RefSeq and is a predicted model, not a curated record. Gene Ontology annotation, biological process: DNA repair; telomere maintenance. Lineage: Eukaryota; Viridiplantae; Streptophyta; Magnoliopsida; Asterales; Asteraceae.
AUGAAUUGUUCAAUGUUUUCAGCUUGGAUGGAUUGUAACCAAAGAGAUGAAGUUGCCCGAGAGCUUACUUAUGUUGAAUUCCCUACUAAGUUUGUGUUUAAAAAGGAUGAACGUUGUUGGAAACGUCGGAAACCGGGUGGUUUUGCAAUUGGAAGAAUUCAUGUUGUUUCUCCUACUCUUGGUGAGGCAUAUUUUUUGAGGAUUCUUUUAAACAAACUUAAAGGUCCUCGAUCCUUUGAUGAUAUCCUCACUGUAAAUGGUCCUAAAUUUAAUACAUUUAGAGAAGCAUGUUAUGCUCACGGUCUACUAGAUGAUGACAUGGAAUAUAUAGAAGAUAUCCAAGAAGCAAGUCAUUCAGGCUCCGGUUAUUAUCUUCGCACACUCUUUGCUACGAUGUUGACGUGCCAGACUCUAUCUUUGCCGGAACGUGUAUGGCAAAAAACAUGGGAAUUAUUAUCAGAUGGCAUCCUCUAUAAACAACGACAUAUUUUAAAGUCUCCAGGUUUAUGCCUCACUGAUGAUGAAGUUAAAAAUCUCACAUUGUACGAGAUUGAGAAGAUUUUAAUUCGUAAUAAUUCCAGCUUACGAAAUUUUAAUACAAUGCCUUAUCCUGAUCAUGAGUUGAUUUCUACUUCAAAUAAUCGUUUGAUUACUGAAGAGCUGGAUUAUGAUAGAAUUGAUCUUCAAGAGCAGUUUGAGAACCUUUUAGUUUCAUUAACCGAUGAACAAAGAUUUAUUUAUGAUGAUAUCAUGAAAGCGGUUGAAGACAAUAAAGGUGGUGUUUUUUUUGUUUACGGUUUAUGGAGAUCAAAAGGGGAAAUUGUUUUAAAUGUUGCCUCAAGUGGGAUUGCAUCUUUGCUUCUUACAGGAGGUAGGACAGCUCACUCUCGAUUUCUCAUUCCGAUUAAUCUGAAUGAAGACUCAAUGUGUACUAUAAUCCCUAACGGUGAUGUUGCAAAUCUAUUAAAAAAAACAUCAUUAAUUAUAUGGGACGAAACGCCAAUGGUACACCGACACGGUUUUGAAGCUUUGGAUAGAACUCUAAAAGACAUAUUGAAAUGUGAUGGUUCUCAUAAUUCCCAAAGUCCAUUUGGAGGUAAAACAAUCGUAUUUGGUGGAGAUUUCCGACAAACUCUUCCUGUCAUUCAAGGUGGUACUAGACAAGACAUUGUUAAUGCUUCUUUGACUUCUUCGUACAUAUGGGACCACUGCAAAGUACCCACUUUAACUAAGAACAUGAGGUUGACUGCAGGAAGUGGAAUGCAUGAUGUUGAGCAAAUACGAAUGUUUGGUCAGUGGUUGUUGGAUUUGGGUGAAGGGAAACUAGGCGGAUCUAAUGAUGGUGAUGCGAUUAUAGAUAUACCCGAUGAUCUUUUAAUCAUGGAUUCCGCUGAUCCUAUUUCAAGUCUUAUAGAGUUUGUUUAUCCUUCUCUUCUUGAAAAUUACCAAAGUUCUGGCUUUUAUCAAGAAAGAGCGAUUCUUGCACCGACGAAUGAAGUUGUUGAUGAAAUUAAUUCUCAGUUGUUGCUGAUGUUCCCAGGUGAUUCCAAGGAAUACCUAAGUUCCGAUAGUAUUUGUGAGACAGAAAAUCUACAUGAUGGUUUUGAUCAAAUUCUAUACUCUCCCGACGUACUAAAUGGUCUUAAAAUCUCCGGUGUUACAAAUCACAAAAUAGUACUAAAGGUCGGUGUUACCAUCAUGCUCCUCAGAAAUAUUGAUAAAAAAAAUGGUAUGUGCAACGGAACUCGCUUAAAGGUAAUAUCACUUGGAAAUCGCGUUAUUGAAGCAGAAGUGAUAUCUGGAAGCAACAUUGGUGCUCGAAUUUUUCUUCCUAGAAUUGGUAUAAUACCAUCGGAUAAGAAGGUUCCUUUUAGAUUUCGAAGAAGACAGUUUCCGGUUGCUUUAUGUUUCGCUGUGACAAUUAAUAAAAGUCAAGGCCAGUCAUUAUCCAGAGUUGGUUUGUAUUUGAAAAAUCCAGUAUUUUCUCAUGGUCAACUUUAUGUUGGUUUGUCGAGAGUCAAGAGCAGAGAUGGACUCAAAUUAUCAAUUCUUGAUAAUGAUGGUAACCUUACUAAUAGGACAUCUAAUGUUGUAUACAAAGAAGUUUUUAGUUACUUGUAA